UCUCAGCGCAUUUAGGAAGUGAAGCAGCACAAGAAGGCUGCACAGUCCCCAGCAGCCCAGACUUACUUCCUCCCCACGGGGGCCGGGCCUGCGGGGCAGGCAGGAAGGACCUGUCACCAGCAAGGUGACACAUUCUGCCCGGCCGCCAGAGCGGCAGCUGGACCGGCAGACACGGGCGCAGCCACCGCUCCGGGGGCUUCGGCAUGGACCUGUGCCGCCCAGAGUCCGCCGAGCUGAGUAGCGAGGACGCAGAGGAGCUGCAGAGGAUCAAAUGGCACCGCAAGCAGCUGCUGGAGGACAUCCAGAAGCUGAAGGACGAGAUCUCGGAGGUGUUUGCCCAGAUCGACUGCUUCGAGGGCUCUGAGGACAGCAGGAUGGCGCAGAAGGACAAGGAGCUGUGCAUCGGGCGCAAGAAGUUCAACAUGGACCCCGUGAAGGGCAUCCAGUAUCUCACCGAGCACAAGCUGCUGAAGCCCAGCGCCCAGGACAUCGCCCAGUUCCUGUACAAGGGCGAGGGCCUCAACAAGACGGCCAUCGGGAACUACCUGGGGGAGAGGGACCCCCUCAACCUGGAGGUCCUCCAGGCCUUCGUGGACUGCCAUGAGUUCGCCAACCUCAACCUGGUCCAAGCUCUCAGGCAGUUCCUGUGGAGCUUCCGGCUGCCCGGCGAGGCCCAGAAGAUCGACCGCAUGAUGGAGACCUUCGCUGCCCGCUACUGCCUCUGCAACCCGGGUGUCUUCCAGUCCACAGACACCUGCUACGUGCUGUCCUUCGCCGUCAUCAUGCUCAACACCAGCCUGCACAACCCCAACGUGCGCGACCGGCCGCCCUUCGAGCGCUUUGUGUCCAUGAACCGGGGCAUCAACGGCGGCGGGGACCUGCCCGAGGAGCAGCUGCGGAACCUCUUCGACAGCAUCAAGAGCGAGCCCUUCUCCAUCCCCGAGGACGACGGCAGCGACCUCACCUACACCUUCUUCAACCCGGACCGGGAAGGCUGGCUGCUCAAGCUGGGGGGCCGGGUGAAGACCUGGAAGCGACGCUGGUUCAUCCUCACCGACAACUGCCUCUACUACUUCGAGUUCACCACUGACAAGGAGCCCCGAGGAAUCAUCCCCUUGGAGAACCUCUCCGUGCAGAAGGUGGACGACCCCAAGAAGCCGUUCUGCCUGGAGCUCUACAACCCCCGCUGCCGAGGCCAGAGAAUCAAGGCCUGCAAGACGGACGGUGACGGCAGGGUGGUGGAGGGCAAGCACGAGUCCUACAGGAUCUCCGCAGCCAGCGCCGAGGAGCGCGACCAGUGGAUCCAGGCCAUCCGGGCCAGCAUCACCCGUGUCCCCUUCUACGACCUGGUCUCUGCCCGGAAGCAGAAGAUCGCCAGCAAGCAGUGAGCGGCCAGCGAGGCGGUCAGGGAGACCCCCUCCCACCUUUCCCGGCCUCGGGCGCCCCCGUCAUCUCAAGCUGACUGCAAGAGGAAGACAGAGCUCAGGGGCCAGGUGGGGCCCCCAGAGGGCACAGAACCCACCUCGAGGUCCUGGCACCCAGCGGCCCUGCCCCUCAGGUCCACGGCAGUAGAGCUGAGGAGAACAAGAACUGCGGCUCCUCUCAGGACUCUUCACCCUCCAAGCAGGGGGCCCUGGCUCCCCCGCCCUCUUUGGGGUGUCUCUGCGAGCCCCCAUCCUGUUUGGGCUCAGCCCUCCUUGCUGGAGCAGAGCUCAGCAUGCACGGCCUGGACUCCAGGCCAGGACACGGGACGCCGGGAGCCCCUUCCCCGUGGCUCGGAUCCUCUCUGGCCUCUGGGUGGAGGCAGUGUCCGAGCCAGUGUGGGACCCAAGACUCAGGCCUGGAGGGACCUUGGCCAGCAGCCCCAGGGUGGUGAAGGCAGCGGGGCGGGGUGCAGCACCCCAGCCUUCUGCAGCUGAAUCAAAACCCCAGGCAACGCUAACUCGGGGAGGCCCCACUGCUCCGAGGUGCAUCUGACUCUCUCACCCGGGCCCAGCGUGCCCCCGGUGGGGGAGAUUUCUGGACAACAGGAAAUGCCUCUGCCCGGCGGCCAGGCUGAGUGGCCCGGAAUAGGGGGCAGAUUCCCCCGGGGAACAGCGGGUCACCAGGCAACUGCCCUCCUUCCCAGCCCCACACCCGGGUCAGGAUGGAGAUGCCACCCAUCCGAGGGUGAGCCCCGUCUCCGGGGGUGGGCGUGCAAGAACCUGGUGGCUGGGUUGCUCCAGGUGAGGCCCAGCUGGGCGUCUGCAGGAGGAGGCCGAGGCGGACACUGGGAGAAGUGAGCUGAGGCCACGGUGGCUGCUCCAUUCGGCCCAUGAAUGGGCACCGGAAGUGCCGGAAGGAGCACUGGGCGGGAGCCUGGGCCCUCGAGGUCCUCUCCUUGUCCUUAGUCCACUGCUCCUGUGUCCGGCCCUCAGCUUCCUCCCCAUCCCUGAGGGCUUGGUACCCACACGAGAAGCUGCGGGUCACUCUGAAGACAGAAUAAAGUGCACGGUCUA
Cavia porcellus (domestic guinea pig) is the source of this 2498-nucleotide messenger RNA. It is a transcript of the gene Cyth4, whose product is annotated as cytohesin 4. NCBI's taxonomy places the organism in Eukaryota, Metazoa, Chordata, Mammalia, Rodentia, Caviidae. The record is from RefSeq and is a predicted model, not a curated record. Gene Ontology annotation, biological process: regulation of ARF protein signal transduction. The coding region runs from base 204 to 1388 and encodes 394 amino acids. Gene Ontology annotation, molecular function: guanyl-nucleotide exchange factor activity. The transcript has 13 exons.